Arabidopsis thaliana (thale cress) is the source of this 1246-nucleotide messenger RNA. It is a transcript of the gene GPX1, whose product is annotated as glutathione peroxidase 1. NCBI's taxonomy places the organism in Eukaryota, Viridiplantae, Streptophyta, Magnoliopsida, Brassicales, Brassicaceae. The coding region runs from base 237 to 947 and encodes 236 amino acids. Gene Ontology annotation, biological process: cellular oxidant detoxification; response to oxidative stress. The record is from RefSeq and is marked reviewed. Gene Ontology annotation, molecular function: peroxidase activity; phospholipid-hydroperoxide glutathione peroxidase activity. The transcript has 6 exons. Gene Ontology annotation, cellular component: chloroplast.
ACGAAUUUGAAAACAAAUUGUGAAGAAAAAUAUCAUUAUAUUUUUUGUAAAGUAAAUAAAAUUAAAAACACAUUUAUGGUCCAAAAAUUUAGUUUUUUUUGUUUUUUUAGUUAAUGUGUAUUUUGGCAUGAUAUAAAGUGCGUCGUGUCUCGACUAUAUCAUCUCUCGGUUUCACUAUUGAACGUGUAACACUGGUCGAAAGAAGACGAACAUAAACUCGUCUCCGGUAACCAAAAAUGGUUUCCAUGACUACUUCAUCUUCUUCGUACGGAACAUUCUCUACAGUCGUCAACAGUUCUAGACCUAAUUCCUCAGCAACCUUUCUCGUCCCUUCCUUGAAAUUCUCCACCGGAAUAUCGAAUUUCGCGAAUCUGAGUAAUGGGUUUUCUCUAAAAUCUCCAAUUAAUCCUGGGUUUCUCUUCAAGUCUCGUCCUUUCACUGUCCAAGCUAGAGCUGCUGCAGAAAAAACCGUUCACGAUUUCACCGUUAAGGACAUUGAUGGGAAGGAUGUUGCUUUGAACAAAUUCAAGGGGAAAGUUAUGUUGAUUGUCAAUGUUGCUUCAAGAUGUGGUUUGACAUCAUCAAAUUACUCAGAGCUUUCACAUCUGUACGAGAAAUACAAAACUCAAGGAUUUGAGAUUCUAGCUUUUCCCUGCAAUCAGUUUGGUUUCCAAGAGCCCGGGUCAAACUCCGAGAUCAAACAAUUCGCUUGCACCCGGUUUAAAGCAGAGUUCCCUAUAUUUGAUAAGGUUGACGUGAAUGGACCAAGCACAGCGCCGAUCUACGAGUUCUUGAAAUCAAACGCAGGAGGAUUCUUGGGUGGUCUCAUUAAAUGGAACUUUGAGAAGUUCUUGAUUGAUAAAAAGGGAAAGGUCGUUGAGAGGUACCCUCCCACCACAUCCCCUUUCCAAAUCGAGAAAGACAUCCAGAAGUUGCUUGCCGCUUAAAAACUUUUGCUCAUGAGUGAGCAUAUAGAGACUGAUGGUUAAAGUAACCGUAAAUUGUGACAUAAAGUUUCCGGUUAUUGCUUGUAUACCUUCUUACAUUCUAAGUUGUACUAAUCGCUUAAUAAUUUGCGUAUAAUGGUAAUGUUAUAUACAUUAUAUUAUAAAAAUGGUGUUAUAUAUACAAUAAGACAAUCUCGCUCGCGCACAUCCAAUCAACAACGAUGGAGAUGAUAUUACAAAAAAAAGCAUUGAACCCUUCACCUCUUACAUUUCAAAGUGUUUAUUAAACUAGAUUAGUU